Molecule: messenger RNA, 1491 nt
Organism: Saccharomycodes ludwigii
Lineage: Eukaryota; Fungi; Ascomycota; Saccharomycetes; Saccharomycodales; Saccharomycodaceae
Exons: 2
Coding region: 1-1491 (496 amino acids)
Molecular function (GO): carboxypeptidase activity
Source: RefSeq, a predicted model, not a curated record
AUGACCAUAAAUUCUAAAACAGAUGACGAAAAGUCAACAAUAUUCGAUCAUGCUAAUUAUCGCAAAAAAAGACAACAUACCUUUUUAUUAAAAACAAUUGCUAAAUAUCUAUUUUUAUUUGGCGUCUUUUUUUAUUUUAUUUCCGUUCCACAGAAACAUGGGGUUUUCAAUAUUUUUAAUAAUUACACUAAAUAUAGUACUGAUGCAAUUGAACGGUUAUAUUUGGAGACUUUGUCAACUAGCAAUUUUGCCGGCAAUUGGUCAAAAGUAUACACUUCUAUUCCACAUUUAGCAGGAGAAGGUUUAGAAUUGGUUAAUUUUACCCAACAAAAGUUUGAAGAAUAUGGGUUAGCAACUGAGGUGGAAACUUAUGAUGUUUAUUUCAACACGCCGGUCAGUAUUGGUACUGGAUGGAAACCUAAAAGAACGAUUGUGUUUGCUUCUUGGGAUGGUGAGGAGUUAGGGUUAUUAGGUUCAACAGAAUAUGGUGAAAAGAACAAAAAAACUCUAAAGUCUAAUUGUGUUGGUUACUUGAAUGUUGACGUUUCAGUUAGUGGUACCAAUUUGAAUGUUCAGAGUUCACCAUUUUUAAACAAGAUUAUAUUAGAGAGUUUGAAACAGGUUAAUUAUGAUGAUGAUAUGACUUUGUAUGAUCAUUAUUUUAGCAAACAUGAAAAGAUUGGUAUUUUGGGUAGUGGAUCAGAUUACACUGUAUUUUUAGAACACUUGGGUAUUCCAUCGUUAGACAUGGGAUUUACCUCUGGUGAUGAAGAUCCAGUUUAUCACUACCAUUCGAACUACGAUUCUUAUCAUUGGAUGAGUACUUUGAUGGAUCCAGGAUUUAAAUAUCACAACAAGUUGAGUCAACUAUUUGGUUUGAGUUUGCUAAAAUUGAGUGAUAGAGAGUUAUUGAAUACACAUAUUUCUGAUUACAGUGUUGAGUUGAAGGGGUAUUUUGAUGAGUUAGUUUCCAAGUUGCCUGAUUCUUGGUUAGGAUAUUCUCCAAGUGUUAGUGGUAUGAAAACAGGUGGGAGAGGAUGUAUGAAAAUGAGAAAGGAUAUGGAAGAACUAACGAAGCCAACAUUAGGUGAGUUGGUGAAUGGGACUAGUUUAGAAUUUAACAAGUUUAUUAACACUAGUAUAACUAUUGAUUCUCAAGUUGAUUCUUUGCAAACACAAUAUGAUCAUAUUGAUGAAUUACCAUUUUAUAAAAGGUUUCCUCUAGAAUGGAAGAUUUUUGGAUUCAAUCAGAAGUUACAAUAUUUUGAGAGGAUUUUCUUACACAAGAAGGGAUUGAAGGGCAGACCUUGGUUCAAACAUGUUGUUUAUGCCAGUGGUAGAGAUACUGGUUAUGAAGGGUUUGCAUUCCCAGGUUUGAAGGAAGCGUUGGAUGAUUCUAAUGUAGAAGAUUUCUACUAUUGGACUAAAGUAAUUGGUAAGAUUGGCAAGAAAUUGAAUAAGUUAGUGAAGAGCAAGGAUGGUACUUUUUGA